AUGGGUGCGAGCAACAAUCAUCCAACAUUGCCGGCGGAGCGCUUCGCCAAAGGAGUGCCGGACUCCUUGGACUGGAGGUCCUUGAUGGAUGUGCUUUUCCAGCCUUGUCACCAGGCUGUUCUUAUGUACACCUCGGAUCAAGAGUUGCCCGGUCCGCAGCGGCACUUGCGAAAGGAAGUAAAGACUCUCCGGUGUUCUGAGUCUACACCGCUGCAAGAGACGGGCAUGCUUCCUGCGGGCAUGGUCUCCCAGAAGGGGAACAAGCUUCAACCCAACCAAGACUCGGCUUUCUACUUCCACUUUGUGGACUCGGAUGGGUCUCGGAUAUGGUGCGCCUGCGUAUUGGAUGGCCAUGGACCGUUAGGGCAUGAGAUGUCGGCUCUGGGUAUGCAGUGGCUUCCUUUGCUGAUCCUUCGCGAGCCUUUGCUGGCCACUGAUGCUGGGCGCUUGAUCCCAUCUGAUCCACAGACUGUGUUUACGGCAAUUCAGGCAGCCUUUCAAAAAAUCGGGCGGCUGAUGCAGAAGGCGUCCGAGACUGGCUGGGGACCGCGUGGCUACAGUGGCGCAACGUGCACACUGGCUUUUUGUGCACAUGGGCUGCUGCACACAGCGAACGUCGGGGACUCACGGAUGAUUCUGGGCACGCUGCCCGCUCCAAGUGCAAGUUCUGCCAGUGGCCAGUGCGAGCCAGGUGAAAGUCCAAAUAGUCCAAAGAGUCCACGCGAAAGUGCAGCCGAAAGUUCAGGCGAGUGCAGAGUGUCUGGAGUGUGUGACUGCCGUGUUCUCACACGGGACCACAAACCCGAAGACCCAGACGAGCGGCUUCGCAUCGAGCAGUUGGGCGGCAUCGUCGCGCGGCAGCGAGUGUACUUGGAUGAGUGGCCCUACGUUGGCUUGAACAUGUCUAGGAGCCUGGGGGAUGCGAAGCUACAUGCCGUCGGUGUCUCUCACGUACCUGACGUUGCAACCGUGUUUCUGGAAAGCGCAGGUGGCCAGAGUGAUGGCCAGCACCCAGAGUCAAUCGGCUUGAACCUGCAAUUUCUGGUUGCCGCCUCGGAUGGCGUUUGGGACUUCACCGCUUGUGACGAGGCAGCGCAGCUCGUGGGCCAGAAGCUUGAAGCAAGACGGAGGCAGCAGACCGAUAAGACCGGGGUACCGGAGAGUCUGGAUGACGUGUGCGCAGCUCUGGUCCUGCGUGCGCAGCGUGCAUGGGAGGCAGAGUGCCCCGACUUGGAUGACAUCACUGCCAUUGUGGUGUGCAUAGAGCCCGAACCUCCGCGUUCGUAA
This is a messenger RNA of Symbiodinium natans, 1287 nucleotides long. The record is from the annotation of a GenBank genome assembly. NCBI's taxonomy places the organism in Eukaryota, Dinophyceae, Suessiales, Symbiodiniaceae.